Acanthamoeba castellanii str. Neff is the source of this 651-nucleotide messenger RNA. RefSeq lists its product as uncharacterized. The coding region runs from base 1 to 651 and encodes 216 amino acids. The record is from RefSeq and is a predicted model, not a curated record. The transcript has 4 exons. Gene Ontology annotation, cellular component: peroxisomal membrane. Lineage: Eukaryota; Discosea; Longamoebia; Acanthamoebidae.
AUGGGCGCUCGCAUUCGAUUACCCUAUGUGAUCCAGGCCUUCGUCUACGCCCUCCUCUAUCGAGAGUCCAGCUAUCGUAACAGGCUGGUGUUUACGAUGAAGCAGCUGGUGCAGCAUGGCAAGAACCUCGGCAUGUUCGUCGGCAUCUACAAGGCCAUCUGCUACAUUCUCCGACGGAUGGGCGUCGACGGCGGCCUCGAGUGUUGGAUCGCAGGGUUCGGCGACAGUAAGGGGCUGUCGGGGAGUGUAAAUAAUCAGAUUGUGCUCUACCUGUUCGCGCGGGGCAUCUACGGCCUCCUGGUGAGCGGCGUGCGGCGCGGCGUCAUCCCGCAGACGCUCGACGUGCGCUCCGAGCGCGGGUUCAGAAUAUUUGCUGGAUUCUCGCUGGCGCUCAUCCUCUACCUCACCGAGUACGAGCCCGACACGCUCAACCCGUCCUUCAUGGCCACCAUGAACAACCUCUACUACGACAGCGAGACGCUGCCACAGCCGUUGCUUCCGGCCAAGCGCUUCGUGCCGUUCGCCGCCCUGGCGACGUUGUCCCUCCUCAGCCCACUCUUCCCCUCGCUCACCCUCGAGUCCAUGCUCGGCCGCAUCCUCCGCUUUGUGGGCAUCGAAGCCUCCCCCUCUUCCCCUCCUCCCUCCAAGUAA